Molecule: messenger RNA, 643 nt
Organism: Cygnus atratus (black swan)
Lineage: Eukaryota; Metazoa; Chordata; Aves; Anseriformes; Anatidae
Gene: POLR2L
Product: RNA polymerase II, I and III subunit L
Exons: 3
Coding region: 136-339 (67 amino acids)
Biological process (GO): transcription by RNA polymerase II; tRNA transcription by RNA polymerase III; transcription by RNA polymerase I
Cellular component (GO): RNA polymerase II, core complex; RNA polymerase III complex; RNA polymerase I complex
Molecular function (GO): DNA-directed RNA polymerase activity; zinc ion binding; DNA binding
Source: RefSeq, a predicted model, not a curated record
GCUCCGAGCGCCCCGGCGCCGCACACGCGAAAGGCGCUCACGAGCCCGCCCCGCUCGCCGGCUCUUGUGACCCUCGCGGGGCGCCGUACGGGCGGCCCGCCCCUCCCCGCGUGGCGGCGGCGGUGCCGAGCAGCGAUGAUCAUCCCCGUCAGGUGCUUCACGUGCGGGAAGAUCGUCGGGAACAAGUGGGAGGCCUACCUGGGCCUGCUGCAGGCCGAGUACACCGAGGGAGAUGCCCUGGAUGCCCUUGGCUUGAAGAGAUACUGCUGCCGCAGAAUGCUCCUAGCCCAUGUGGAUCUGAUUGAGAAGCUUUUGAAUUAUGCACCCCUGGAGAAAUGAGACGAGAAAUGUGCUAUGCUGCAAGCCAUGUGUAUCGUAUUUCUAAUUCUAAGCUUGAAACUGGACUUCAGGCAUUAAAAGAUGCAAGCCACCUGUAGUGCAACCACUGAGAGAUAUUUAGCUCGCUGCCCCAAACCGCUAACUUCUUCCAAGGAAACAAACGAAGGAUGAAGUCCACUUAAGAUUUGGAGAUUAAAAGUUCAAAUGCUUCUUUUUAAAUCAAUGCUUGGAGGGUGUGUUUUUUUUUCCUGAACAUUUAGAUACUUCUGCCAGCAAAAAUAAAUGUUUGUUUUAUGAAAUAUCA